This is a messenger RNA of Hordeum vulgare subsp. vulgare (domesticated barley), 800 nucleotides long. RefSeq names its product probable mediator of RNA polymerase II transcription subunit 26c. The transcript has a single exon. The record is from RefSeq and is a predicted model, not a curated record. The coding region runs from base 87 to 749 and encodes 220 amino acids. Lineage: Eukaryota; Viridiplantae; Streptophyta; Magnoliopsida; Poales; Poaceae.
GCGCCAGGGGCGACAUCUUUGAAGGGCUUUGCAACACCGCGGACGACGGCAAGGCAGAGACGCUCUGCGGGAUUCUCGACGGCUUGAUGGCAGAGUCCCUCGAGACGUUGCGGUCGACUCCGGUGACGCCAAAGGUGCUUGCCACCACGGACCUCGCCAAGGCCGUACGUGCGCUGCGGAAGCACGAGUCCGAGCGGGUCCGCGUCCUCGCUAAGGGCAUCGUGAGCGGGUGGAGGGCGGCCGCCCUGGACGACUUCGGCGGACAGGCCAUGCACCAGCCGGACAAGUUCACCGCGCCUCAGCCCAAGGAGACCGUCGAUCAGCAGCAGCAUGUCUGCGCAACGACGACGGAGCGGCGUUCCUCCAACGAGAUCGUCGGUCACGAUCAGCAGCACGCCUCGGCUGAUCUUGACGCGAAGAAGAAGAAGACGGUGGAGAUCAGCAAGAAGGCGCCCGAUCUCGUCGGCGGCAUCAACAUGGCGAAGCCCAAGGAGGCCGCUGUCGGUCGGCAUGUCAUUGUCUCGGCCGAUCCAGACGCGAAGGCAAUGGAGGCCGCAAAGCGCAAACUCCAUGAAAGGUACCAACAAGCAUCGGAGGCGAAGCGGCAGCGCAGGGUACAACUCGUGGAGGCGCCGGAGAUGCUCAAGCAGAGGCGGGAGAGAAGCCUGGCGGGGUGUGACAGCUCAAUGCUCACGAAAACCUUCUCCGUCGGUCUCCACCAUGCAGCUUCACAGGGUUUAGCAGGCUAGGCAUGCACUAGGCAGAGUUGAACUGUUGAUCAGACGUUGUGUCAUCUUUCU